AUGUCUAUUCCAGCUCAAAACUACAAAGUCGCUGACCUAUCCUUGGCUGCCUUCGGCAGAAAGGAAAUCGAGCUUUCCGAGCACGAAAUGCCUGGUUUGAUGGCCAUCAGAAAGGCGUACGGUGAUGCGCAGCCUUUGAAGGGCGCCCGCAUUGCCGGUUGCUUGCACAUGACGAUCCAGACCGCUGUCUUGAUCGAGACGCUUGUCGCGCUAGGUGCUGAGGUCACGUGGACGUCGUGCAACAUCUACUCCACGCAGGACCACGCAGCCGCUGCGAUUGCGGCCUCCGGCGUGCCAGUGUUUGCCUGGAAGGGUGAAACCGAGGAGGAAUACUUGUGGUGCAUUGAGCAGCAGCUAUUUGCAUUCAAGGAUGGCAAGAAGCUAAACCUGAUCCUGGACGAUGGUGGCGACUUGACUACCUUGGUGCACGAGAAGUACCCAGAGAUGUUGGACGACUGUUUCGGUGUCUCCGAGGAGACCACCACCGGUGUCCACCACUUGUACCGUAUGUUGAAGGAGGGCAAGUUGAAGGUGCCAGCCAUCAACGUCAACGACUCCGUGACCAAGUCCAAGUUCGACAACUUGUACGGCUGCAGAGAGUCCCUUGUCGACGGUUUGAAGAGAGCCACUGACGUGAUGUUGGCCGGUAAGGUCGCCGUCGUUGCCGGCUACGGUGAUGUCGGUAAGGGCUGUGCCGCUGCCUUGAGAGGCAUGGGUGCCCGUGUGAUUGUCACCGAGAUCGACCCUAUCAACGCCUUGCAGGCUGCUAUGGAGGGCUAUCAGGUCACCACUAUGGACCAGUGCGCCAGCUACGGCCAGGUUUUUGUCACCACCACCGGCUGCAGAGACAUCAUCAAGAAGGAGCACUUCUUGGCCAUGCCUGAGGACGCCAUUGUGUGCAACAUCGGCCACUUCGACAUCGAGAUCGACGUCGCCUGGCUAAAGGCCAACGCCGUCGAGGCCGUCAACAUUAAGCCACAAGUCGACCGCUACUUGCUUUCCUCCGGCAGACACGUCAUCCUGCUUGCCGAUGGUAGACUAGUCAACCUAGGCUGUGCCACUGGCCACUCCUCGUUUGUCAUGUCUUGCUCUUUCUCCAACCAGGUCUUGGCACAGAUUGCUCUCUUCAAGGCCAAUGAUGAGGCCUUCAGACAGAAGUACAUUGAGUUCCAGAAGACCGGCCCAUUCGACAUCGGCGUGCACGUCCUACCUAAGAUUUUGGACGAGGCCGUCGCCAAGUUCCACCUUGACAAGUUGGGUGUUAAGUUGACCAAGCUUUCUUCUACUCAAUCUGAGUACCUAGGUAUCCCAGAGGAGGGUCCAUUCAAGGCCGACCACUACAGAUACUAA
This is a messenger RNA of Eremothecium gossypii ATCC 10895, 1350 nucleotides long. RefSeq names its product adenosylhomocysteinase (gene SAH1). The transcript has a single exon. NCBI's taxonomy places the organism in Eukaryota, Fungi, Ascomycota, Saccharomycetes, Saccharomycetales, Saccharomycetaceae. Bases 1 to 1350 code for a protein of 449 amino acids. Gene Ontology annotation, biological process: L-methionine cycle. Gene Ontology annotation, cellular component: cytosol. Gene Ontology annotation, molecular function: adenosylhomocysteinase activity. The record is from RefSeq and is marked provisional.